Molecule: messenger RNA, 3182 nt
Organism: Gadus chalcogrammus (walleye pollock)
Lineage: Eukaryota; Metazoa; Chordata; Actinopteri; Gadiformes; Gadidae
Gene: lrrc15
Product: leucine rich repeat containing 15
Exons: 2
Coding region: 289-2001 (570 amino acids)
Cellular component (GO): extracellular matrix
Molecular function (GO): protein binding
Source: RefSeq, a predicted model, not a curated record
GUGGGGUGCAGCUCAGUGUAGACCUCAGCCUGAGAACGUUUGGCAGAGACCUUGCACAUUCCAUGGGGCUUAUGGGUAAAAAAAAAGAGUGACGGGAAAAACAAAGUGAUGAUGAGGAGCAGGACAAUUUCACUGAAUCAGGAUGUGACUCAUUGAAAAACCAGAGCUGGAACCGGUGAUUCAACUAGGUGAUGAGGAGAACAAAACAGAUAAAACGGGAUAAAAGAUAACAGGGAUUCAACCCAUUUUCUCUUUGUGUUCUUAGACAACGCAGUCGCAGAGGGAACAAUGGGCCUCUCGGUUGUUCUUCACCUCCUGCUGCUCCUCAGUACCCUCACCGCUGGCCUCUCUGCAUGUCCUGAGGGCUGCCAAUGCACUGCCAAAACGACCUGCUCCGAAUUGUCAACCUUCCCCACUGCAGUGCCACCAUCCACCAUGGCUCUCAUCAUCACCAACUCCAGUCUCCCGUCCCUUCGAGGGGGAGACUUUGCGGGCUUCGCCGAUUCCCUUCGCGCCAUCGCAGUGAAAGACUCUGUGUUGGGAGCAGUGCAACCCGGUACGUUUGAUUCCACCUUCAACCUGGAGGCAGUAGUUUUCACCGAUACCGACUUACAAGAUCUCCCCGAGGCCUUGUUCCAACACCUCCCGCGUUUACAAUCUCUGAUCUUACAUGGCAACCGGCUCCUGGAGCUCCAUCCGAGCUGGUUCGCCUCCCUGUCGUCUCUGGCGGCUCUUGACCUCAGCGGGAACCAGCUUUCUUCCAUUCCCAAGGAGACAUUUCGACCGCUGGCUCAGCUGAAGUUCCUCAUACUAAGCGGGAACAAUAUCAGUGAGAUUUCCGGGAAGAACCUGCAAGGCCUUAGUCAGCUGAAAAGCUUACGCCUGAACAAAAACGCCCUGCGGGAGAUUCCCGCCGGCUUCCUGGACGACCUCGCCAGCCUGGAAGAGUUGGCCCUGCAGGACAAUCUGCUCACUCACCUUCCACGUGACAUGUUCUCCAGAACACCCAACCUCAAAAAGCUCUUUCUGUCGCACAACCAGCUCACCACCCUUUCAGAGGGGCUCUUUCUGAACCUGCCACAUUUGUCCCACAUCUCCUUGUACGAAAACCACCUGGAAACUCUGGGCCCCGGCGUGUUCGGACCCAUGCCGUUGAAUCAGCUGUGGCUCUACGACAACAAGUUGAGCCGCCUUGAAGCCAACACCUUCAGCAACCUGACCCAACUGCAUCUGCUGGUCCUUAGCCGCAACCAGAUUAGCCACGUGUCCCCUGGGGCGUUCAGCGGCCUGGAGCAACUGGCCGAGGUGUCCCUGCACACCAACCGCCUCACAACGUUGGAGGCUGCCACUUUCCAAGGUCUGCCCGGUUUGGUCAACAUUUCGUUGGAGCACAACACCAUCAGCUCCCUCCCUGCGGGGUUCCUCCGGGGAAUCGGACAUCUUGGUCAGGUGGACCUGCACAAUAACUCCCUCUACAACCUGCCCCUGGAGGUCCUGGAUGACUUGAGGGUGGCGGACGAGGUGCUCCUGCAUCACAACCCUUGGACAUGCGACCAGGACAUUGUGCCCCUCAGGGACUGGUUGAGGAGGUACCCGUCGAAAGCAAAUCACAGCCUUGUCGUGUGUAACACACCCUUCAAACUUAGCGGCGAGAAGAUCGAUGGGCUCGUGGAUGAGGACCUGCUUGUUCGGAGGCCCACCGAUGGGCCUGCAACAGAAAAAAGUACAAAGGCUGAAACUCUUUCCCAGGAGAAAAGCACAGCCACCGCUGCAACGGUCGAAACCCUGAUCACCUCAGGGAACGGGAUGAACUCGACUGAUGGACCAGGGAAGGAAGUGCAAGGGCUCGUGUCCAGGAAACACACCAUCAUAAUAAUCGCGGUCGUGUGCACCGCUGUAAUCUGCAGUCUCAUCGCCUGCCUGGUGUGUUACAGGAGGAGCAAAAAGAGAGACAGCCGCAAUCUGGGGCAAAGAAAUAAGUCCAACAUGUACUCGCUGUAGACUAGACCACCCGAGAUCGUCUACCACCACGACGUAUGAGAGCCAAGGGAGUCAAUCCAUCUGCUGAGUACAGCAGUGAAGGAUCAUUAGCAGCGUGGUCACCUAGGAAAUUGUAGGUGCCAGAGUUUUCAGGCUGUGAUAACCCUAAUUGACUACGUCUUCUUAGUGGCAUUGAUGUACUUGCAGCUGAGCGCAGGAUCAGAUGAAAUAGUCAACUUGAAGACAUAGUCAAUGUUAACACUUCUUGUGUUAAGGUAAAUUCCUGUCAGCUGAUAUAAUAAACUUGAGUUUAAAUGCUUUCUAAACUGUAAUAAAAAAAAAAAAAUCAAGCAAAUUGCAUUAAUUAUAAUAAAAUCUAUUUUUAUUUAAUAGCAAAUGCUUCAAUAUUUUCAUACAAGAUUAGAAUCAUGCAUUUCGCUGUAUAAAAGUCCUUGUUCUAAUGGAAUUAUUUUUUAAAUGAUCUUGAAUAUGUUAAUACAUUUAAUUGGUAUGAAUAACAGCCUCUUUUGCAAAAUAAUCUUCCUAUUCUAUUUUUUUUUUUUUUUUACUGUAUAUGGUUGUCAGGCCUAUGAUCUAUUCUCAGGAAUGCAUCACAGUUUACCCCUCCCUUUCACAUGUGUUCAACAGGGCAACUUUAUGUGAAUAAUACAAAUUCCAGUCAGACGUUUCGUUUAUCAUAUAAACUGUUCCAACAAACAUUUACCUAAAAAGUUCAGCGUUCAUAACAGAGUAAGUGCACAGCAACUCUCCGUCAGAGACUGAAUUCCAAAAGAGUUCUCGUACCAGGUAGGGCUUGCUGCCCUGCCUUGUUGAUGUGUGGAGGGGUGAGCAAUGGAGCAUGCUCUGCUCAGUAGACUCCGGGCAGUGCCCUGGUUGUGUACUGUAUACAUAGUACGACAUCGUCAGACCACAGCCUUCCAUCUCAUAUCAGGCAAUACAACUUCAGAUCUGGUGUCACCAAAAUGAUGACUUUGUAUGAUGGCUGCCUGAAUAUCUUGAUAUCGAUACCGAAACGAUACCCACUGCAAAGAACCUAAAACAUCAGAAGCCAUUUGUGUUCAGUUUACUUUAUUUGCCUACUGUAGUGUGCAGGCUAAUAAUUCUGGUUUUGAGAUCAUCAUAGAAAUUAUUUUCAUGCUCAAUAAAAUUGGAGUUCAUGGCUGAUAAGUGCUUUAUUUUGG